AUGAAUGGAGGCGGUGAGAAUAAUCAUGUUUUUCCAUGGGAAACUAAUGAUGGAUGGCCGUACCAAAACUUGAAUGGCAAUCAAAUUGGGAGUGGAGUGACAUUUGAGGGUGACAAGUUACAAGAUCCAAAUAGAUUUGAUACUUAUGAACCAUUGACAGCUGUUAAUGAGGUGAUUGAAGCAAGAGGAUUAAAUCAUGAUUUACACAUCUGGACGGCGAGACAAAGGACAAAGAAAAUUGGAAUUUUGUUCGACACUCUUCGUGCUUUGAUUCCUAAAAUCCCUGCUAAGGCUGGUAAGUCUACAAUUGUUGAGAAAGCAGUGAACCACAUCCAAAAAUUGCAGAAUACUUUUGAGAAGCUUGAACAUGAAAAACUAAAAAGGCUUCAAGAGCAUAAUGUAAGGUGUAUGAGUUCACAAAAAUUUACUAAUGCUGGUAACAAUUGGGAGAAAUAUCAGGGUGAUCAAGGAUCAACACAUAAUUCUUCCUCUAUUGCAUCAACAACUCAUGGUACCAAUCCCCUUAUGGUGAAUAAUAACAUUCCAACAGGUUUUGUGACAUGGAGUUCACCAAACGUGAUAGUUAAUGUUUGUGGUGAAAAUGCACAUAUUAGUGUGUGUUGUCCAAAGAAGUCAGGGCUAUUCACCUUCAUUGGUUAUGUUUUGGGGAAACAUCAGAUUGAGAUUCUGUCUGCUCAAGUUUCAUGUGAUCAAUUCAGAAGCAUGUUCAUGAUCCAAGCUCAUGCUACAGGUGGAACUGGCAUAGCUCAAGUCUCUGAAGCAUCCAGAGUUGAAGAAAUGUACAAGCAAGUUGCGAUUGAGAUAAUGUCGUUUGCAACCCCCAAUUGA
Messenger RNA from Solanum lycopersicum (tomato), 849 nucleotides. The record is from RefSeq and is a predicted model, not a curated record. Lineage: Eukaryota; Viridiplantae; Streptophyta; Magnoliopsida; Solanales; Solanaceae.